AUGUCACAUGCCGCCGCCGCCAAAUAUGUGUGGCACGAAGACGAUGAGCCGCCGCCGGUGAGCUCGAGCGUGGUGCCGGAUGAGGACGUCGCGCAUGUGGCAGAUCCGAGGCCAGCUAUUGUGCGCCUUACGCAUGCAUGGCUCAAUGAGCGUGGCACACCCGAGCUCCAGCCAUGGCCCGCCGAUGCCUUUGAUGCGGUGAUGGACCAGUUGCAGCAUCAGCAGGCUAUUCUUGACUCGCUCAUGACGGAUACGUCGACGUCGGAAGAGGAACAUUUCCGGCUCAAUCUCGUGCAGCUGGACGCUGAUCGAGCGAAAUGGCUCGUACGCUCGUUUCUGCGCGCGCGUCUCGUCAAGCUGGAGACGUACGCGCCGUACCUGGCCUCGCAGCCAUCUGAGCAGGUGCGCCUGUCGGAUCUCGAGCUGGGCUACGUCAAGCGGUAUGAACAGCUCAUGUCGGAGCACAUGCAGUCGGCUGUGUUGCAGUAUUUGCCGGAGCCCAUGCGCGGGAUGGACGAUCCGCCCCCCGGCGGUGCCUCGGGCGCCCCUGGCGGCAUGGUGACGGCACCACGUCUGGAUGCGCCGGUGUUUAUAUACUGCCGCGACGACGGCGGCUUCCUGACCCUGUCAGAGGACGAAAAAGUCGCGCUACUUCGGGGAAGUAUCCACGUCGUGCCGUACCGCGCCGUGCGCACGCUGCUACACCAGGGUCGCGUGGAGCUUUUGUAA
Molecule: messenger RNA, 729 nt
Organism: Malassezia restricta
Lineage: Eukaryota; Fungi; Basidiomycota; Malasseziomycetes; Malasseziales; Malasseziaceae
Product: GINS complex subunit 4
Exons: 1
Coding region: 1-729 (242 amino acids)
Biological process (GO): double-strand break repair via break-induced replication; DNA-templated DNA replication
Cellular component (GO): GINS complex
Source: RefSeq, a predicted model, not a curated record